Trifolium pratense (red clover) is the source of this 1110-nucleotide messenger RNA. RefSeq names its product transcription factor SRM1-like. Bases 149 to 766 code for a protein of 205 amino acids. The transcript is spliced from 2 exons. The record is from RefSeq and is a predicted model, not a curated record. Gene Ontology annotation, molecular function: DNA binding. Lineage: Eukaryota; Viridiplantae; Streptophyta; Magnoliopsida; Fabales; Fabaceae.
AACCAAGAUACACCAAAUAUCUUGUUUGUUUUUAAUUUUUUUUCCUACUAUAAAUAUAUUAAGCGCGUUAUUCUUAAACUAUCCAAACACAAAACACAACAUAACUACCUCGCCUUUAACUCAACUAAGAAAACCACAACAACGAACAAUGCAUCAGAAGACAAUUGACAUGGCUGCCGCCGCUGCCAGAACACUAUGGCCAACUCAGUGGACUCGUGAAGACAACAAGCUUUUCGAGAAAGCUCUAAUUACUGUGCCGGUGCAUUCAUCUAACCGGUGGGAGGAAAUUGCCGGACACGUUCCCGGUAAGUCAGCAGCACAAGUGAAGGAUCACUACGAGGAUUUGGUCCAUGAUAUUUUGGAAAUUGAAUCGGGUCGGGUUGAACUUCCAAACUAUCCUGAUGACCUGGAUGUGAAUAGUGGCAGUAGAAUGUCUAGACACGGUGAUAACGAGAAGCAGAAGAAGAGGAAAGGAAAACCAUGGACCGAAGAAGAACAUAAGUCGUUUCUUUCUGGGCUUAAGGAAUACAAAGAAGGGGAAUGGAAACUCAUUUCAAUAUACUAUGUUAAGACAAGAACACCAACACAAGUAGCAAGUCAUGCUCAAAAGUACUUUCUUCGCAAGAAUGAAGCGAAUAAACAUAAAGAGAGGAAAAGAUCAAGCAUUCAUGACAUUACAUUGGAAGAUAGUAACUCAGCUCCAACGCCUAUUGAUCGGAAUUGUGUUCUGCCUCCCGGUGUUGGUUCAUUGCACCAGUCUGAAUGAAUGUAUUAUUUUCCCUCCAACAGUAUGCAAGAUCAAAUGGGUUCACAAAUGCAUUAUUAGAUUCUAAGUUUUUUUUUUUCAAGUAGUCUGGUGACUAAAAAAUUCACCUAAAAGGUGAAUAAAUAGAGUGUCUCAGGUUCGAACUCAAGCUCUUGCAAAUAUAGGUUAGAAAAUGCAUUAUUAGAUUCUAAGUUGUUUUUAUUUAAUGUUUUAUUCUAAGUUACUUUUAGGAAUUAACUGAUUAUAAUUCGUAUUCAACUUGGUGUUGGAUUUAAUUUAGUAUUGAACCAUCGACUUUUUUAUGUAGUAUGCCACAUGAACUAUGCAGCAGAACAUUAUUGUAC